Messenger RNA from Ipomoea nil (Japanese morning glory), 447 nucleotides. RefSeq lists its product as uncharacterized. The record is from RefSeq and is a predicted model, not a curated record. Gene Ontology annotation, molecular function: RNA-DNA hybrid ribonuclease activity; nucleic acid binding. Lineage: Eukaryota; Viridiplantae; Streptophyta; Magnoliopsida; Solanales; Convolvulaceae. The transcript has a single exon. Bases 1 to 447 code for a protein of 148 amino acids.
AUGGAUGCUUCAAUUCACGCUACAGAUAAUGCAAUGGGCUUAGCUUGGGUGUUACGAGAUCAUACAGAGUUUUUUUUUGCUGCAAAAAACUUGCAUUUAGAUGGUGUAUAUACAGUUAAUGAAGCGGAGGCAAUCGCCAUGAGAGAAACACUAAGCUGGUUGAAGAACACAGGCAUGAGAGGGGUUGAUGUGGAAAUGGAUUCACAAUCAGUGUUUCAUGCGAUUUCUUACCCUUCUUUUUAUUCAGCUUUUGGGGUUUUGAUAGAUGAUGUAAAAGAAAUGGCGUCCUUGAUUCAUGAUGUGCAAUUCUAUUUUGUAAAACGACCUGCGAACUGUGCCGCCCACACUCUUGCUAGGGAGGCCUGUUCUGUGUCAGGUUAUGGGGAGUGGUUUGACACUCCACCAGCUCUUCUUGUGAGCUGCCUCUUUCGAGAUUUAAUGAAUUAA